Messenger RNA from Paraphaeosphaeria sporulosa, 938 nucleotides. RefSeq lists its product as uncharacterized. The coding region runs from base 482 to 742 and encodes 86 amino acids. The transcript has a single exon. The record is from RefSeq and is a predicted model, not a curated record. NCBI's taxonomy places the organism in Eukaryota, Fungi, Ascomycota, Dothideomycetes, Pleosporales, Didymosphaeriaceae.
GCAUGAUGUACGCAAGAGGAGCGACGAGAAUGAUUUGGACAGUGAAAUAUGCGCAUUUCGAAGUCAUAUCCAAGAAGUCUAUAAUCUGACCAGCUAGCGACAGCUCACCAAUUCAUGGAUGUCCCAGAUUUUGUGAUGGACAGGCUCCAAAUCGAUCGCCAGUUCAACCUUAUUGCGGCUUGAACAAUCUAGUCGUCUGACUAGGUAUUGCCCAACUGGUAUCUGUAUGAGCCUAUGACCUCGAGAGCCUCCACGACCACGUGCGCAUGAUUGAAGUGAUCUAGGGCCCUCGCUUGGGCAACCUCGAGGAUGAGAAUCAUUAUCGUUGCAAGGAACCACAUCCCAUAUGUGUCUAUGAAGCAGAUACAAGAAGUAGAUGGAUGUAGAUGUAGAUUUUCGAAGAGCGGACCUGAUUGGUGGAUCGCAGAUAGCAAUUUACAGCUGCCACUUCGAGAUAGCUAGCGCAUAUUGCUCGUGCAAGAUGUCCCGCCCAACACUUUGUACUGCUUUGUCUGGGUUGACAUUACUGGACUGGCGGUUGUGUUGUCCACCGCGUGAAAGUUCCGAACCUUCCGGUAGUCGAGGCAAAGACACAAAGACAAGCACAGACAAGGAUGCAGUUCGCCACGCCGCUCCGAGGCCGUGCAUCGUUCCGGAGCAGUACAGAGACAGAAGCCUCGGAGACAUGAGGCAGUCUAUGACACGAAAAGAAGCUGCCCGAGUCAACGAAAUCGCGCAAUGAAGACGCGACCUGCUGUCGGAUGGGAAGUGUGUUUUGGUCUAGAGUUGGCACUAGGAAAGUGCCAUGUGUUGACUGUGUUGACUGUGCUGCCAGGCUAAAGGCAAUGAGCGCAACGUGCGUAUAGAUAACGUGCGAAUAGCCAGGGUGGGAUUAAACGCGUGUUGAAACGAUGAAAUACUAUCAUAGAGGUUCUAGC